This is a messenger RNA of Gavialis gangeticus (Gharial), 1398 nucleotides long. RefSeq names its product dual specificity phosphatase DUPD1-like. The transcript is spliced from 4 exons. Gene Ontology annotation, molecular function: protein tyrosine/serine/threonine phosphatase activity; MAP kinase phosphatase activity. Gene Ontology annotation, biological process: negative regulation of MAPK cascade; protein dephosphorylation. The coding region runs from base 721 to 1362 and encodes 213 amino acids. The record is from RefSeq and is a predicted model, not a curated record. Gene Ontology annotation, cellular component: cytoplasm. NCBI's taxonomy places the organism in Eukaryota, Metazoa, Chordata, Crocodylia, Gavialidae.
UAACCCCUUACUCUCCUGCACAUGAGGCUCUGUGAUUCUUGGCAACUUCUGUUCACAAGGACUGGUAAAGCAGGAAGCUGAAGGUCAUCUGCCCAAGCAGGCAGUUAAAUAAUUGGAUAGCUUUUGUGGGUGGCCAGCACUGCAGUGAGACACAACAGCUGAUAGGGGACACUUGGCCAGCACGUCAGGUGAAUGCAUGAGGUAGGAAGCUCUUGAGAGCAGAAAGCAAUGUGUGCUGAAUAAAUCUCUGACCACCACUCCUUCUGUGGUCAAUUCUGUUGUAGGCACAAAGCCACUAGAGAAGAUCAUGACUAGAAACAGCUGUGAAGUGCUUCAACCAUACAGGCAGAAAUAAACUCAGCGUCAGGUUUGAAGAGGGAACCAGAGGAUAAAAAGAUGCCUUCUCAUUUAUCAUUACAGCCAACAUGUAGACGUCACAUUAUCUGACUCAAGCCACAAACUAGGUAACUGGAUUGCCAGGUUUAAGGUUUCAGGUCACAUCAGGGAAUAGUUUUACCAGCAGAUGUAAAGAUUCUCCCUUGGGUAGCAUUCAAGGUCAAAGUCAGCAAAUCCUAGCCUAAAAAUAGAUUCUAGUUUCAAAGUUGGUAAGAUUUCCUUUAUCGUCCUGCCACACUUCAUAGAUCCAAGCUACCUACAGCACCUGUCUAAACCUACAGUUACUUUCACAUUUCAAACACAAAAUAAGCACCUUGGAACAAGAUGUCAUCGGUGGGUUUGAACACCAGGAAGAAAAGUGCCUACGUGGCAGUCAAAGUUGACCCUGAUGGGGAUUAUUAUACCCCAGGCGCGUUUGAACUGGAGAGACUCUUCUGGCAUGGCAGCCCAAAGUAUACUCAUGUCAAUGAAGUCUGGCCCAAUCUCUACAUAGGAGAUGAGAAAACUGCCUUAGAUCGCUAUAGCCUUGAGAAAGCUGGCUUCACCCACAUCCUCAACGCAGCCCAUGGGCGGUGGAACGUGGACACUGGACCAGAGUACUACAGAGACAUGGCCAUCGAGUACCAUGGGGUAGAAGCAGAUGAUCUCCCCAGCUUCAAUCUCAGCCCAUUCUUCUAUUCAGCUGCUGAAUUCAUCAAUAAUGCACUCCAGGAUGAGAAAAAUAAGAUUUUGGUUCAUUGUGCGAUGGGCCGCAGCCGAUCAGCUGCCUUGGUCCUGGCUUACCUGAUGAUCUAUAAGAACAUGACUGUCGUUGAUGCCAUAGAGCAAGUGGUGAAACACCGAUGUGUCCUCCCGAAUCGUGGCUUCCUGAAACAGCUGAGAGAAUUGGACAUAGCAUUGGCUUUGGAAAGGACAAACUCUAAGAACAGCUCCCAGUCCAAUGGGGAGAACAGCCCAGAGAUCUAGCGUUCUGGGUCAUCUUUACCUGAAAAAUAGACUUAG